AUGCCAAUGAUCCAUCUCCAUUAGAGCAUUCCCAAACAUCUCCAGAAAUGGGUUCAUGGUGGUGGGCUUGUGCUUUUGUUUGCCUUUGUUUUCAGACCGGCAUUUCUGAUGGGCAAAGUCCGGCGGCAGCACCAGUGAAACCUCCACCUGCGGUGGCAAAGCCACCCUCAACUGCCGCACCCCCUACUGUUGUUACUCCUCCCAUUGCCACCCCUAAAGCUUCACCAUCUCCCAAAUUGGCACCAUCAAGUACUCCACCUCUCUCAGCUCCUUCAAAAUCACCGGCGCUACCACCAGCACCAACUUCACCUCCACCCUUGGCACCAGCCUUGCCUCCACCUGUCUCGCCACCAACUGUAGCACCAGCUCCAGCUACCGUAGCACCAUUGCUGGCGCCAGUGCCGUCGCCAUCAAAAGCACCACCUGCACCGUCACCAUUACCAGUGCCACCAACACCAGCGCCUGCACCAGCCAAAACCCCACCAGCACCAGCACCGGCACCAGUAGCACCAGCCCCGGCACCAGUACCACCAGUGCCAGCACCAGUGUCGGCGCCAUCACCAGCACCCGCUCCUACUAAGAGCAAGAAGAAGAAGAAGAAGAAGCAGCACAAGCACAAGAAGCACCAUCAUCAUCCACCAGCACCGGCACCGAGUCCACCAAGCCCACCGGCACCACCUACUGUUGAGGAGCAAGUUGCACCGGCACCAGCACCGGCGGCAGAUCAGAAUGGAGGGAUUGCAGCCUAUCAGAAGGGAGGACUAUUUGGAAGUUUGUCAAAGAUUGGAGUAGCUAUUCUUGUUACAAUAGCAAUUAUGGGCUAAAUUCCUUGAUUUAUUUAAUAUGGAUUUUUUUAAUAAGUUUUCAUAUACUAUAAGAGAUUGCUUAUUCCUGCUUAGAAGACAAGAAAAAAAGCUCCCAAAUGUUCAUAUUUAUGGAAAACUCAACAGAUCUAAAACAUAGUCAAGUGAUUUAUCAUAUGUGGUGGGAGAAAAACAAGAGGCGAUGGACUACCUUUUAGGAUGCAUCAACAAAUAUGAGAUUCUAUUACUUUCGAAGUUUGUCAGAAGGCUGUCAGCUCCUCUCCCUUAUGAGAAGCGGUUCAUUGUUCCUCUUGGGACAUUCCAAUGCAAUUUCGAUCUUCUGUUGAUAUUUUACUUUAAUAGCUUUAUUUAAUUUUUUUGGUGGCUUUUGUUGUGA
Molecule: messenger RNA, 1200 nt
Organism: Macadamia integrifolia
Lineage: Eukaryota; Viridiplantae; Streptophyta; Magnoliopsida; Proteales; Proteaceae
Product: lysine-rich arabinogalactan protein 19-like
Exons: 2
Coding region: 48-824 (258 amino acids)
Cellular component (GO): plasma membrane
Source: RefSeq, a predicted model, not a curated record